Oncorhynchus tshawytscha (Chinook salmon) is the source of this 2338-nucleotide messenger RNA. RefSeq names its product adhesion G protein-coupled receptor B3-like. NCBI's taxonomy places the organism in Eukaryota, Metazoa, Chordata, Actinopteri, Salmoniformes, Salmonidae. The transcript has 5 exons. Bases 86 to 1198 code for a protein of 370 amino acids. Gene Ontology annotation, biological process: negative regulation of angiogenesis. Gene Ontology annotation, cellular component: membrane. The record is from RefSeq and is a predicted model, not a curated record.
UUCACCACUGUUGUCUUUUCUCUCCCAACAGACGGACUUUGAGAAAGACGUUGACAUCGCCUGUCGAUCAGCUCUCCACAAAGACAUGGGCUCUUGCCGCGCGGCGACCAUCACCGGCACCCUAUCCCGCAUCUCUCUGAAUGAUGAGGAGGAUGAGAAGGGUCCCGAGGGGCUCAACUACUCCACCUUACCUGGCAACAUCAUCUCCAAGGUGAUGAUCCAGCAGCCCGGCAUGCACAUGGGCCCCAUGGGGGACAUGGGUGAGGGCUGCCUGGGCGAUAGCGUGUCCGACAUGCGCCGCACCGUCUACCUGUGCACCGAUGAUGCUCUCCGUCAGUCCGACCAGGAUAUGGGCGGGCACGGGCAUGGCGGGAUGGGCAGUGGCCACGACAUGGGCAGCAUGGGCGGUAUGGGUGGUAUGGGCGGACAUUCACCCCAAGGCCAGAUGAUGGAGACAGACUACAUCGUGAUGCCACGAGCUUCGGCGGCGGCAGCAGGAUCUGGGAACUGUAACACACUUCCCACUCUCCUGAAGGACGAUAGCUCCACCAAGAUGAACAUGGGCCUGGGCAUGGGAGAUACGCUGCCCCAUGAUAGGAUGAUGCAACACUACAAGAUGGCACCGGACUUCAACAUGAGCCCGACGGGGAUGGGCGGGAUUGGGGUCAUGGAGCACAUGAACAUGGGGGUGAACAUGGAUCAGAACCUACAGCAGCAGUAUGGGUCAGGAGGAGGACAGGAACACAUGCAGCAGAACCUGCCCUUUGAACCCCGAACAGCUGUCAAGAACUUCCUGGCUGAGAUGGAAGAGACUGGAGGGCUGUCGAGGAGCGAGACGGGAUCCACCAUAUCCAUGAGCUCCUUAGAGAGAAGAAAAUCGCGCUACCAAGAUCUGGACUUUGAAAAAGUCAUGCACACCAGGAAAAGACACAUGGAGCUGUUCCAAGAACUGAAUCAGAAAUUUCAAACCCUGGAUCGAUUUCAAGACAUACCAAAUAUGGGCAGCAUGGACAAGGCCAUGGCCAACAAGAACCCCUGGGAGAGCUACAACCCAGCCUGUGAGUACCAGAACUACGCCAGUAUGAAUGCACUAGACCCUGACCCCAAGGACUCUCUGGAGAUGACCGCAGCAGAGUGGGAGAAGUGUGUCAAUCUCCCCUUAGACGUCCAGGAAGGAGACUUCCAGACAGAGGUCUGAUCUGAUCUGAUCUAAACAAACCAGGAAAUGAGUCCAAAAUGGCACCCUUUUCCCAAUGAAGUGCACUACUUAUGACCAGGUCCUAUAGGCCUCUUUUUCACCAGUACCCAAAGGGCUCUUUUGAACAGGACUCAUAGGGCUCUGGUCAAAAGUAGUGCACUAUAUAGGGAAUAGGGUGACAUUUUGGAUGCACUCCAGAAAGGAGACUUCCAGGAAGUAAAAACCAGGAAGAGGAAAACCAGGAGGAAAAUGAUAACCAGGACAUGGAGGAAAGGGGAAAGGAUGUAUUUUGCACUGAAAAAAUGGACAGACUGUCCUAACAGCCUUGGCCUAGUACAUAUCUGGAUUCUAAAGGAGGAUGACAAGGACAUGAUGUGCCAAUACCAUUUAAGAGGAAAACACAGAGGACAGGAGGAAAAAAUACAACAAAAAAUACAACAAAAAUCAUCAGUGUUACUUUUUGUAUUCUCACUAGUGUACUUAGUGCAGCGGGCCAGCCAGGUGGGUGUACAAUAUUUACCAUCAUGUGUUUCAGAGUACCCAUGGUAAGAAGAAUUGGUUUCAAAAAGGUGAACAUCUUUCUAGAUGAAUAAACCUCAAAAGCUAAAUGAAGACAUAAUACAAUGUCAAUCCCAGCUUCGUUGGGUCCAGUUUUAUAUUUCACAAAACUGGACCCUGGAAGCACAAUGUAUAUAUUUAUGCAGGUUUUUAAAAAGUUUAUAACAAGUCUGUUUGGCCAUUACUAUACUUUUUACUUUAUAAUAUAAAAAUAUAUAUGAGCGAGAGUGUCAGGCAAAGAGGACUUUUCUGUCAUAUAAAAAUGAAUGUUUGUCAAAGCUACAUUCUUCAUUGCUUUAAAUGCAAUAAAGGUAAUACUCACUUUUAUAUGAAUAAUAUAUUUCACAAACUUUAAUACUGCAGAAUCUUGCUUGAAGAAUCUCGGCUAAAACUCUCUCAUCUGCAGCCCUGUAUAAAAUAUUUAAAAAUGAAAAAUGUUGUAUGGUGUAAAUAAACUUUUGUCUACAUAUGUUUUACUUGUGCCAAUUUAUUUUAAUGCCAACUUGAUCAAGCGUUAUAGCGUUAUAAAAUGUUAACAUUUGAACAAGGAAUGUAAAUAAAAGAGGAAAUAUGUUCGUACUG